Messenger RNA from Formica exsecta, 2462 nucleotides. RefSeq lists its product as uncharacterized. NCBI's taxonomy places the organism in Eukaryota, Metazoa, Arthropoda, Insecta, Hymenoptera, Formicidae. The record is from RefSeq and is a predicted model, not a curated record. The transcript has 2 exons. The coding region runs from base 392 to 1810 and encodes 472 amino acids.
CCCUGUAUGUAUUUAUGUGUGCCUCUGUGAGUGUUUGAAACAACAAACAGUCAAACCAUUAAAGCAAACCAGAAGCGAAAAGAACACUAAAACAAACGAUAAAUAACAAAUUCGUUUUCUUGUAUACAAUCACGAAUGACGAAUGAUAAAAAACACUGAGAAUCGUUGAAAGAAGACGUCUCUCUCGUAUGCAAAUAAUUCAUUGCAAGAUCCUGUUGAAAAAUUUUAAGAAGAAAAUCUCGCCCCGAUGAGGAGCGAAGAGAAGAAAAUUUUCUCUCUAGAAUACGACAGAACGCAAAAUCAUGACUAAGGAAAUCAAGAAAACUUAAAAUCUUAAAGCUUAAAAUUUUCACGUUGACACCCCGAAGAGGUUGAUCACGCGCGAGCUGAGAUGAGUAAGGAGGAGAGCAGCGGCGAGGCAAAGCCGCAGGACGCGUCCGCGUCGGAUGUCCAGGCGGAUGUAUCGCCGAAAGACACGAAUGCGGAGAUUUACGAAAAUCGCGGGACUAAGAAAAUCAUCCGCGUAGUAACCGUAAUGGCUUACCUGUUUUCGGUGAGUUUUGUAGGUAUCCUUUUAAGCGCCUAUUAUAUAUUUUUAUGGGAGCCACCGAAUCCGAGAUUGAUAGAGCGAGGAAGAUUGCAGGCGGAUCCGCAGAUGCAGUUUUUGAUGGCCACUAUGCCUUCAGAGAAGACAGAUAUGAAAAAGAAAGGGAACGACUUCUUUCUGCAGACUGAAGUAAAUCGCGCGUACAAACCUCUUCUGGGUCGCAUGACGUACGGCGCGUACGAUGGGGAUGAUUCUAACGUCAAUUCUCAGGACAGGAAACAGGAAAGACUGAACGCGAUGUUGCUGAGACUGAAACACUCGCUCGUAGAAACUCACGCUCAGAAUCGAAAUCUAUCGAAAUACGUAACGGCGAUUUCUGGCGGAUCCGAUAAUUCGUCUAUCAGAGUAGAAAAGAUGCUCAACUCGACAAAGAUAACGGAAAAAUCGAUCUCAAAUGAAUUGCAGGAUAACAUUACCGAAGAAAAGACUCGAAAUAAUAAUAUUGAUCUGCCUCCAAAAUUCACGGAUCCUGUAAAUAUGCUGGACAUUGAAAGUACGCGGACAUCAAAAAACGCGACUAUACCUGAAAAUAAAAUGAAACAGAAACAUUUCAACGGAAGAUCUAUUAUCGAUUCCAAUCUGAUUGUCGAUCACAAGAAUCAAAAAUUUUCAAGAAUCGAUAUUCUCAACGAUAUAAAAGAAUUGAUAAAACAAAAUGAAACUGAUGAUCGUCAAUUGAUCAAUGACAAUCGAAAAAGCGAUCCGAACAAUGUACGCACGAUCACUAGAUCGAAAGAAUACGCGGAGGAUGUUACGAAGCGUCUUCUGUCUACAAAUGUCAGCGUUAAUAAUCUAAAUUCCCGACGAAAUUAUUCCAGCAAUAAUGAGUAUCCCUCGAGCAACCACAUCUUAGAAGUCACGCGCAAUGAAGUAUCGACCAUCUCGUCAUCUCACGAUUCGGGAUACAUCCAUAACAAUCCGGAAUUCCAUCAGUCAUCGGAUGAUCUGACUAUUGUAACGAGAAAUUCUGAAGAAACACAGAUCAAAGGGAUGACCGCGAAAUUUAUGACGAUAAAUAAUAAACAGCUGGAGGAAGCGGAUAUAUCGACCACGCAACGACAGAAAGGUCUUUGGGAAAUCUUGACGGAAACCACGGAUAUCGAGGAAACGUCUAUUGAGCUCAUGUCGAUUCCGACAGUACGGGAUUAUCGCAACAAUUUCACUAGCACUGUAAACAUUGACGAUGACGAUAGCGUUACAUAAACAAAUAUUAGAUUUUUAUACUUUCUAACUUGAACGGGAAAAUACAAGCUAAAGGGAAGCUAAACUAGUAAUCGCUAAUAGAGUAUUAACACCUAUUACUAUGUUCAUAAAAAUGUGAUUUUUCCACUUUAAGGACAGAGAAUGUUUCGAAAUUGCAUUGAUUUAAAUUGGCCAAAUGACAAAUCUUAUAAAGAUUAAAAUCACUCUCCGAAACACAGAUAUAAAAGUUAGACACAUAAAUAAUUUAGCAAUGUCUAGUUAUAUGAAUGAUACUGUCGCGAUAAAAUCAACAUACAAUAAUAAUAAAUAAUAAAAUCAUAAGCAAAAUUCAUAUAUUCCAUUGUAAACGAAUCAUCUCUAUUACGAAUUAAUUUUAAUUUUAUGUUAAUUGCUUAACAAUAUAUUGCUAAAUUAAUCUAUAAUAUGAUUAGAUAUGAUUAGAUGUAAUCUUUUGUAAGAGUUAUUUUUCCAAAUUUCUUAUUGCUUGAAAAGUACUUUAGAGAAUAUUUUUGUAUUAUAUUAUUAUAGAAAUGUAGUAAAAUAAUGUAAUUAUAAAAAACAAAUUUAUUAUAAUUCUACUAAUUUAUUGCCGCAACUGAAAUUCGUCCAAUGUAUCAUAUAAGUUUUAUAUGAUUAAUAAAGGCUAUACACA